AUGCCCGAGUCGCCAUCUGAACUUCAUGCAAUGUCAACUCAGUGCAUUGGAGGACUUGGCGAUGUUGGUCGUGUUCUUGCUCAGUGGAUGGUAAGUCGAGGCGCUCGAGAGCUCGUAAUCAUGUCGAGGUCCACUAGGCGCGUAGAAAGGGAGCAGUCAUUCAUCAAGGAGCUCGAGGCACAGAAUUGUCAAAUCAUCACCGUCGCCGGAGAUGUGACUAAUUUAGAGGAUGUGAAGGCAGCUGUGUCUAGCUGCACCAAACCUCUUGCGGGCGAGAUCAACCUAGCUCUCUCCCUACAGGAUCGUAUAUUACUACACAUGACCCAUGCUGAAUGGAAGUCGGCACUGACACCAAAAGUAUCCGGGACAUGGAAUCUCCAUCGGGCCGUAGAAGGCCAGCCGCUGGACUUCUUUCUUGUUUUGAGUUCCUUGGUCGGUAUUACGGGUCACGCUGGUCAGGCUAACUAUAGUGCUGUCUGCACGUAUCUAGAUGCUUUUACCCAAUACCGUCGGCAAAUGGGCCUUCUCUCUUCGGUGUUCGACAUUGGCCCCGUUGCGGGUUCAGCAGCAAUCGAGGACCAAGCUGUUUCUCGUCAACUAGAUACGGCGGGAUGGACUCGAUUAAGCAAACAGCAACUCAUCGCCAGCGUGCAGCUCGCCAUUUCUGAUGAGCUGAUAAUUGGGUUCUUCCGGAGUCUUAGCGAGACGGGGUAUACAAAGAUGCUGGAAGAUGAUAUAUAUGGCCGGGAUGCGAGGCUUUCAAUGUAUCAGAACUUGGUCGCUCGUGCAGACAACCGGAAGCCUGACAACCAGAUCAAGCUGCUCUUUGAGAGGGUCGAGAAAGAUUCUCGCCUUUUUAGCGACCCGGGGACGCAAACCAUACUGGUCCUAGAACUGGCAAAAUUGAUCAAUCAUCGUACUAGUCAGUUGUCAGAAAUGGACCUGGGACAGGCACAGGCCGUGGCUGUUGAUUCAUUAAUGGCCAUAGAAGUGAAGUCCUGGCUAAGUCGGCAACUUGGACUACAUGUCACCGUGGACGAGAUAACGAAAGCGAACACGGUGGGAUCUUUGGUGCAUAUCAUUGUUCAACGUGCGAAGGCAAAGUACAGAGCUGAUGACAAUGGUACUGCUUCUACCAAAGAGAGCUGA
This is a messenger RNA of Aspergillus pseudonomiae, 1149 nucleotides long. Its product is annotated as beta-ketoacyl reductase. The transcript has 4 exons. NCBI's taxonomy places the organism in Eukaryota, Fungi, Ascomycota, Eurotiomycetes, Eurotiales, Aspergillaceae. Gene Ontology annotation, biological process: secondary metabolite biosynthetic process; fatty acid biosynthetic process. The record is from RefSeq and is a predicted model, not a curated record. The coding region runs from base 1 to 1149 and encodes 382 amino acids. Gene Ontology annotation, molecular function: fatty acid synthase activity.